Molecule: messenger RNA, 818 nt
Organism: Physella acuta
Lineage: Eukaryota; Metazoa; Mollusca; Gastropoda; Physidae
Product: solute carrier organic anion transporter family member 2B1
Biological process (GO): transmembrane transport; sodium-independent organic anion transport
Cellular component (GO): basolateral plasma membrane
Molecular function (GO): protein binding
Source: RefSeq, a predicted model, not a curated record
CGAAUCAAAUCUUUAUUAUCAGAAAUUGUGAGAGAUGAAUUCACAAAACUACACAGCUCUCGCUCAAAACGAAGAAAAGGUAAGGGAAGCUACUGCGAAAAAUGAAGCGCCAGAUUCGAGUUGCGGAGUUUUUUCCCUUAGACCGCGCAUCCUUCAACCCUGUGCCAACAUUAUGAGCUACACAUUGUUUUACAGUAUGGCGGGCCUUUUCUCUUCAACUCUAUCUUCUUAUGUUAAUUCACAGGUAACGACUUUAGAGCGACAGUUUGGGUUCAGUUCCAAGCAGACCGGACUAAUUCUGGCAGCCAACGACAUCGGGUACCUGAUCUCUGUAUUGUUCAUCAGCUUCUCAGCGGCCAGGAUUCACAUUCCCAGGGCGCUCGGUGUGGCGACCGUCAUCUUUGGUCUGUCUGGACUCAUCUGCUCCCUGCCGCAUUUCAUCUUCGGUGCCCAGACCAGCCUGGACCUUGGUCAAAGUAAUGGAACCGUGUCAAGGUCAUCGGUCUAUGGUGACCUGUGUGUGGACGUGAACGAGACCUCCACGAGAUGUGCCGCCAAGCCAGCUAACGACACCUGGAAGGUCUACCUCCCUGGGCAGGUGGCUACCGUGUCCCUGGGACUGAUCGUGCUGGGCAUGAUGCUGCAGGGGUUCGGCAAGGCCCCGCGGUCGUCCUUGACAACCACAUACGUGGACGACAACACGGUCAAGUCGAGCACCGGAUUUUAUUUGGGUAUAAUCAUAGCAUGUUCCAUGUUUGGGCCUGUCAUUGCCUACGUAAUGGGCGGAGUCUUCAGCCGGAUGUACGUCACACUAGGGG